AUGGGUAAAAAAGUAAAGAAGGAAGAGUCUCCACCCAAGGAUGUGUUUGAUCCCUUAUUGAUUGAAAGCAAAGCACCAGUAACAGCUGUGCUAAUGCUUAGCUCGCCUGAAAACGAAGUUUUGACCAAAGCAUGUGAAGCUCUGUAUAAAUUUGCAUCAAAAGAUGAUGUAAACAAAGUGACACUUCUUGGUCUUGGAGCAUUGGAACAACUGUAUAAACUCAUCUCACAUGAAGAUCCAAUAGUACGCAGAAAUGCCAUCAUGGUAUUUGGCAUCAUGGCCUCUAAUCAUGAUGUCAAGAAGUUACUGAAAGAACUGGAUGUCACAAAUGCACUUAUAUCACAGCUGACGCCAGAAGAAGAUGUAGUUAUCCAUGAGUUUGCUACUCUAUGUUUAGCAUAUAUGGCUGUUGAAUAUACUGUUAAAGUAAAAAUAUUUAAGCAAGGUGGGUUAGAACCACUUAUCAGACUGCUAGGUAGUCCUGAUCCUGAUGUUAAGAAGAAUUCAGUUGAAUGUAUCUACCUUUUGGUACAGGAUUUUCAAAUCCGUGCUGCAGCUCGUGAACUGAAUUUAAUUCCACCCUUGGUGGGACUACUGCAAUCUGAAUACCCGGUCAUUCAGGUGUUAGCCCUUCGAACCUUAGAAGUAAUGAGCAAAGACAGAGAAACCAGGAUAAUACUGGGAGAGAAUAAGGGAUUAGAUCGCCUUGUGAAUAUACUGGAAAACAGUGAACUCAAUGAUCUACAUAUUGAAACUCUUGCUGUGUUGGCAAAUUGUCUCGAAGAUGUGCAGACUCUGCAGCUGAUUCAGACAACAGGAGGCCUUAAAAAACUACUUUCAUUUCUAAAAGUCUCAACUGUUCCUGAUAUUCAGAAGAACGCAGCAAAGGCAAUUACUAAAGCAGCUUAUGACUCUGAAAUCCGAAAAAUCUUACAUUGGGAGAAGAUUGAGAAAUUCCUCCUAAGCCUUUUGGAAGCUAAAAAUGAUGUCAAAAUUGCUGCUUGCCAAGCAAUUUCUGCCAUGUGUGAGCAUAUAGACAGUAAAUAUAUCCUUGGACUCGAGGGGAUUCCUCAGCUAGUGCAUUUGCUUAGCAGUGAYAAUGAAGAGGUAAAAGAAGCUGCAGUGACAGCAUUAGUUAAUUUGACAACAGCCAGUCCUGGAAAUGUAAGGGCUGUUGCUGAGGCUGAAGGAAUUGUGCCAUUAAUGAACACCUUGAAUGCCCAGAGGGAUGGAGCCAUUGCCAAUGCCAUUGCAGUGCUAAUAAAUCUGUCCAUGCAAGAGCCAUUGCGCACCACUAUCCAGAGCAAUGGGAUCAUGAGUGCCCUUGUAGGGCCACUGCACUCAACCAACAGCAAAGUGCAGAGCAAAGCAGCGUUUGCUGUGGCUGCCUUUGGUUGUGAUGCUAAUGCACGAACUGAGUUGAGAAGUGCAGGCGGGCUGGAACAACUCGUUAAAUUGCUGCAUUCUAAUAAUGACGAAGUCAGAAGAAAUGCCAGUUGGGCUGUUAUGGUCUGUGGAAGUGAUCAACUAACUGCUAUUGAACUAUGCAAUCUAGGUGCUUUAGACAUCCUAGAAGAAAUAAAUCUGUCAACAAAGCGUCAAAAUAAGUUUAGUGAAGCUGCUCUGGAAAAACUACUUGAUAACAAUCUUUCCCAAAAGUACAGCCGGAUGGGAUAUUUAUCAUCAAGUAAUAUCAUUGUUAAUGGAUUCUAUGAUUGUGGUCAGGUAAAACGUGGAGCAAGAUUUUUGACUUUGGAAGAACUAAGCAAGAAAGGGCUUACAGACCGUAGGGCCAUAAUCCUCAUUAAUGCUAAGCCCCAAGAAGAGUGAGUCAUGGUUGUAGAGAAAGUACAAGAUGUAUCACCAUCUGUUUCAAGAGCAAGCAGUAGAGAAAAAGGAAGAAAAGGGAAGGGGAAAAAAGAAGAGGAUAAAACAAAGGAAGUUACUGGAGUUACACCCAAAGUCCAGGAGGAAAUAAAUCUAGAACAUGCCCAAUGGGUACCACCACCUGACUUUAUUUUAAUGGAUUACAUUAAUGAAGCUUCCAAAACAAUUCUACCACUAACUACUACCCGGGAACAGAUUGUGGCUCUUGCACAGUUUGUYGCAGACAAGAUGGGUGGCUCUGUUGAAAAAGAGAAACUCCAUAACUACUGCUGGGAACUUCACAUAAGUGAAAUAGAAUUUGAACUGAAAAGCAACAUUGUGCCUAUUGGGAAAAUACAAAAAGGGACGUUCUAUCACAGGGCUUUACUUUUCAAGGCGAUAGCAGACAGAAUUGGCAUUGGCUGUAGUUUAGUUCGGGACAAGUAUAACAGAGCUUGGAAUGAAGUUAAAUUGGUUGAUGACUCUCCCAAAGGGCACCUGCUUCCUCCUCAAGAGUAUAUUGUAGAUCUAAUGUUUGAACCAGGCAGUUUGCUAAAACAAAGAAGUGCCAAGGCAGAUCAAUACAAACAGAUUUAA
This is a messenger RNA of Malurus melanocephalus (red-backed fairy wren), 2463 nucleotides long. RefSeq names its product armadillo repeat containing 3 (gene ARMC3). The record is from RefSeq and is a predicted model, not a curated record. Lineage: Eukaryota; Metazoa; Chordata; Aves; Passeriformes; Maluridae. The transcript has 17 exons. Gene Ontology annotation, molecular function: protein binding.